ACAGAUUUUGGGAAAGAGAUGUCAGACUGUGGUUGUGUUUUUUUUUUUUUUUCAAAAACAUAUCGUAGUAGAGGAUGACAUACUUAUAAAUGUUUUAGACUGGACUGGAUUUUCUACACUCCUGAAAGUGAAAGUAAAGUUUUCCAGCCAACUUCAAACGCACAACAAGUGUUAGUAGUAGUACAGUACUUGUAAUUUGAGAUGGUUUUCAAACAAGAAGAAAUCCUCUGUUUGUGGAAUCCUUUAUAAUGUGUAUGUGAAGAAGAGAAUGGCGGCAAAACUACAAAAGGAUCUUUCCUGUCCACGGUGUGGUGAAAUCUUCAAGGACCCAGUUCUUCUGUCGUGUAGUCACAGCGUCUGUAAAGCCUGUCUACAGCAGUUCUGGGAGGACAACGGAUCCAGACAAUGCCCCGUCUGCCGGCACAGAUCACCUGAGGACUGGCUUCCCUCAAAUCUGGCGCUGAUGAACCUGUGCGAGACUUUCCUGCGAGAGUGGCAACAAGUGCCCUGUAGUCUUCACAAGAGGAAACUGGAGCUCUACUGUCAGGAUGAUCAGCAGCUGGUGUGUCUGAUGUGUCGAGACUCACUAUUACACAAAGAUCACAGCUUCCGUCCAGUUGCUGAAGCAGCAGUUCAUGUAAAGGAGGAGCUCAUGAUCAAACUACAGGAGAAUCUGAAAGCUUUGGGGAAGGCUAAAGACACCUGUCAUGAAACAGCUGAGUAUAUUAAAACUCAGGCCCAGCACACAGAGAGACAGAUCAAGGAGGAGUUUGAGAAGCUUCACCAGUUUCUACGAGAUGAAGAGGCAGCCAGGAUAGCUGCACUGAGGGAGGAAGAGGAGCAGAAGAGUCAGAUGAUGAAGGAGAAGAUUGAGAAGAUGAGCAGAGAGAUCUCAUCUCUUUCAGAUACAAUCAGAGCCACGGAAGAGGAGAUGGGAGUUGAUGACAUCACUUACCUACAGAAUUACAAGAAAACAUUUGAAAGAGCCCAGUGCACACUGCAGGAUCCAGAGAGGGUUUCAGGAGCUCUGAUCAAUGUGGCAAAGCACCUGGGCAACCUGAAGUUCAGAGUCUGGGAGAAGAUGCAGAAGACUGUUCAAUACACUCCUGUGACUCUGGACCCCAACACUGCGGCCGACAUGCUCGUCCUGUCUGAGGAUCUGACCAGUGUGAGUGGUGCUGAGGAGGAGCAGCAGCGUCCUGAUAACCCAGAGAGGUUUGAUGAUUACGCCAACGUCCUGGGCUCUGAGGGCUUCAACUCAGGGACUCGCUGCUGGGAUGUGGAGGUUGGGGAGAACACCUGGUGGUUUGUAGGUGUGAUGACUGAGUCUCUCCAGAGGAAGGGAGACUUUAAUUCUAUGAGUGGACGCUGGUAUGUUUGUUUUGAUAAUGGAAAAUAUGGAGCAGAGUCUCCACCACAGCCCACCACUCUCCUCACAGUGCAGCAGAAACUCCAGAGGAUCAGAGUGCAGCUGGAUUGGGACAGAGGAAAGCUGUCAUUCUCUGACCCGGACAACAACACACACCUACACACUUUCAGACACCCUUUCACGGAGAGAGUGUUUCCAUACUUUGCUAUUGGUUGUAAACUCUCACCUCUGAGGGUCUUACCAGUGAAGGUUUCAGUUAGAGUCAAGCUGAUAUAACAUCUUGCCAUCAGUCUAUUGCUGUAAUAACUUGUCCAUGAUGUUGCAAUUACAUUACACAUUGUAAAUACUGAAGUCUGCAAAUAUUGCAAGUUGAAAGGUCAUAUCCUAGACAUAAAUAUAUUCUAAAUUAUAUUGUGAAUCACCCCUCUCAGGAACAUCUUAAAUGGAGGAGCAGAUUAAUGUAUGAGGUAUAAUUGAAUGUUAGCACAAUGCAGCUGGUUGAACUUGCUUGGGUUUCAUAAUGAAUUGUGUAAGAACUCUCAGGGCUCUACCUGGAUAUUAUAUGUGUUCAUCACAUCAAGUGCAGCACAGAACAGUACCCCCUACUGACAGAUAUUGAUCAAUGCCUAGUAAUGACGACAGAAUUGACAAGAGACACAAACCAUAGGCAGAGGGGCCAACACCUGAAGGGACUAGUACAUAUGAGUUAUAGCCAUACUUGUGAAUAGUUUUGCUAGGAGUGUGUUGAUCAUUUGGAAAUUGAGUGUAAAGAAGUGAGCUGUGUUUACUGUGUGCAAAAAGAGUGCUGUGUAGUGGAUUGUACCAGUUUUGCAAAGUGGGUGUUACAAAAUUGCGAACUGAGUGCAAAGCAGUUUUUUUUCUCUUUAAUACAUGUAAGCUACCCACAAUGCAUGUGAUUUCCUGCGGUGAGCCAUAAUGUAGGUUUUGACCUCCUUUGCCACCACAGUAGUACUCACUCUCUAUGUGAGUCAGUUUUCUCUGCUCUCACGACAGUGAAGACAAACUAUCGCCAAAGGUUGUCUUCAAUCGCACCAAACAUCACAGAAAUUUGUGGAAACAUGGCCCACCCGUCGCAUUGAUAUUGGUAAAAAAUACCAGGUAAGGUAAACACUUACACUUACCUGAAACAAAUACCAUUUGCUUACUAGGAGGUUCUCUCUCUCUCUCUCUCUCUCUCUCUCUCUCU
Molecule: messenger RNA, 2576 nt
Organism: Sardina pilchardus (European sardine)
Lineage: Eukaryota; Metazoa; Chordata; Actinopteri; Clupeiformes; Clupeidae
Product: E3 ubiquitin-protein ligase TRIM35-like
Exons: 6
Coding region: 269-1645 (458 amino acids)
Biological process (GO): protein ubiquitination
Cellular component (GO): cytoplasm
Molecular function (GO): protein binding; ubiquitin protein ligase activity; zinc ion binding
Source: RefSeq, a predicted model, not a curated record